UUGAAGGUGUGAAAACGCUUAAGUAAAUGCGUUUUGUUAUGCAUCAGUACUGCAGGCCAGUCAGCUAAUACUUUUUUUUGGGAAAACAAAACGCAAAGAGUAACCGGAAAUAUACUUUCGAUAAAAACAUAACUCUUUCUAAAUGUUUUCAAAUAAAUAUUGCAUCUGAUGUUAGUACAAACUCACUAUAUGAAUAAAAAAAGAAAAAUAAUUAAAAACUAAUAUCUUUGCAAUUUUUCUGACUCAUAGCAAAUAUCUCUUAUAAUGAGUUCAAUUUUGAGUUCCGCAGUGCAUUGUUAUGAUGAACGUAGAAUGGCGGACGUUGUCAUUGUGGGAUGGUUGUUCACAUUUUUAUUGAUAAAUACUUGCCAUGGAGGACUCCCUGGCCUGGUGGACCCGGAUGACGAUUCUACAAGAAGCUUUGGAUCCAUGCAGGUUCUUGAGGAUCCAAAGUCUGUGCAAAAGAUGACUGUUCACCUUUUCAGGAAAAGGAAUCAUAAAAGAUACAAAUGCCAUCAAUGCGAGUCGCCAUACUGCGACACGCCCCAGGAGUGCUCCGACGCGCUGUUCUGCUUCAAGUCGUCGGUCCGGGACUCGGACGGCUCGCUGCGGCACUCGCGGGGCUGCAGCGCUGGCCACGACCAUGCGCAGUUCACGUGCCACCACAGGCCUGAUCAGAGUGUACGCAAACGCCACGCGGGCCAGCUGAACGUGACGUGCUGCGCGGGCGACCUGUGCAACACCGGGGCCUUCCCGCUGCUGGCGCCGCAGGACACCGCCGUGGAGCCGCUGCCCGACCGCUCCUGGAAGCUCUGGGCCGGGGCGCUGGCCGCUGUGCUCACGCUCACAGCGGCGGUUGUUGCUGUAGUGCUGCUGAGGAGGAGUCACAGAUUGCGAGUGUCUCGCGCGGCGCUGCACAAGCUUGGUCCGGACUCGAACUACUUCUCCAGCAACGUGUACAGCCCACAAGUCACCAGCGCUUAUUAUGAAGGUGUAGACGGGUCCCAGAACGGAGUCCGCGCCACGCUGGCGGGGGACUCCACGCUGCGCGAGUACCUGCAGGGCUCGCUGAGCUCGGGCUCCGGCUCCGGCCUGCCGCUCAUGGUGCAGCGCACCCUCAGCAAGCAGGUGUCGCUGCUGGAGUGUGUUGGGAUGGGCCGCUACGGCAAAGUGUGGCGCGGCCUCUGGUACGCGGACAGCGUGGCCGUCAAGAUAUUCUUCUCGCGGGACGAGGCCUCGUGGCAGAGGGAGACGGAGAUAUACAGCACUGUGCUGCUCAGGCACACCAACAUACUGGCGUACAUAGGGAGCGAUAUGACUAGCAGAAAUAGUUGUACACAGUUAUGGCUGAUAACACACUACCAUCCUCUCGGAUCUCUUUACGAACAUCUGCAGAGAACGACGUUAACAAGGCAUCAAAUGAUGCUGAUAUGUCUGUCCAUUGUUAAUGGACUUCUACAUUUACAUACAGACAUACAUGGGACACAGGGCAAACCCGCCAUAGCGCAUCGCGACAUCAAAUCCAAGAACAUCCUUGUGAAAGUGAACGGCGAGUGUUGUAUUGCGGACUUCGGCCUCGCCGUCACCGCCGCGCACGUCGCGAGGCAAGAGCCGAGUGCGAGGCAAGGCACCGUGCGCUACAUGAGCCCCGAGGCACUCGACCAGAGCAUGAACCUGCAAUGCUUCGAGUCGUACCGCAAGUGCGACAUCUACGCGCUGGCGCUCGUGCUGUGGGAGGUGUGCCGGCGCGUGGGCCCCGCGCGGGACGCGCGCGUGCCGUACUGCGAGCACGCGCCGAGCGACCCCUCGCCCGACCUCAUGAGGAAGAUCGUCUGCGUGGACGGCGCCAGGCCCGAGCUGCCCGACACCGUCACACACCCGACGAUGGCGGGCAUGACACGCUUGAUGCGCGAGUGUUGGCACGCGAACGCCUCCGUGCGUCUCCCGGCGCUACGCAUCAAGAAAACUCUCCUCAAGCUGGCUGCCAACGACAACUCCAUACACCUUGACGAGGACAGCGAGGUCUUCGUGUGAAGCGAGGCAGGUAAACCUAAUAAUAGCUGUAAAGUUGACAAAAUAAUCAAAACUGUACACAAGUGUAUAAAAAUAGUGCUAAAUUCCCACUAAGAUAUAUAUUAUCUUUACUGUAAAUAGCGCUGUUUAUAAAGAUCCUACUCUAUGAAAUAAAAGUGCUACGAGUGGACGAGGACAGCGAGGUCUUCGUGUGAAGUCAGGAAGGUAUACCUUAUGAUAAUAACCAUGAAGUUCGAUUUAGAGUCAACAUUUGAAUCGUUGGCAAGUUUUAAUACGACAUUUUCUGAAGCUAUAAGUACUUUUCUCACCGAACGUGCGGAGUCGCACGGCGUCGGAGCGCAUUUAAAAUUUGUACGGCCGCAAGCCGGUCGGCUCCUUUCGGAUGCGGACGGCUCCGGUCGGUCUCAGUCGAGUCUGCCAUACAUAUUGUAUAGGCACAGCCGGUCGGUGGGAAACGUACUAUAAAAUUGAUGUCAAAAAUAUUAAUGACAGCUGUUUUUAUAAUGUUUUAGCGCUUUAACUACAACAUAAGCUAUUACUUAUUAGUUUUAUAAAUUCCUAAGUACAGUCGCCAUCAGAUAUAUCGGAGCGACCGAGGUGCUCAAAAAUAUCUCAACACGCGCUCUAGCGCUUUGAAAAGACAGGCGUGUUCAGAUAUUUUGAGCACCUUGGCCGCCCCGAUAUAUCUGAUGGCUUAAAAGCACCUCAAAUUAUACAUGAACUUGUUAAAAUUUAGCACAUUAUAAUUUUUAAAUAAGUGCCUAUACAUAAAACAAAAAAAUACAAAAA
This is a messenger RNA of Cydia pomonella (codling moth), 2823 nucleotides long. RefSeq names its product activin receptor type-1 (gene sax). Gene Ontology annotation, cellular component: BMP receptor complex; plasma membrane; extracellular region. Gene Ontology annotation, molecular function: toxin activity; SMAD binding; ATP binding. Gene Ontology annotation, biological process: BMP signaling pathway; dorsal/ventral pattern formation; protein phosphorylation. The transcript has 12 exons. Bases 265 to 2034 code for a protein of 589 amino acids. Lineage: Eukaryota; Metazoa; Arthropoda; Insecta; Lepidoptera; Tortricidae. The record is from RefSeq and is a predicted model, not a curated record.